Molecule: messenger RNA, 842 nt
Organism: Aspergillus aculeatinus CBS 121060
Lineage: Eukaryota; Fungi; Ascomycota; Eurotiomycetes; Eurotiales; Aspergillaceae
Product: Zn(II)2Cys6 transcription factor domain-containing protein
Exons: 2
Coding region: 247-798 (183 amino acids)
Biological process (GO): regulation of DNA-templated transcription
Molecular function (GO): zinc ion binding; DNA-binding transcription factor activity, RNA polymerase II-specific
Source: RefSeq, a predicted model, not a curated record
GCAGAUUGCUGUACUGAGAGGUCUUAGAUCGUCUCGAUCGAGCAUGACCCUUUCCUCUCUAUUGUCAUAGAUGUGCCUCCCCAGGAGGAGCAUGAUCGGUUGGUCUUCUUUUCUUUCCCACGAUCCACCCUAGUGUAUUUGUCCCUUCAAGGUUCCUCUUUCACCUUUCCCUUUUCGCCUCGAGUCCGAUCCUCCGUUGUUUGCUUUAUCCCCGUUUCUGGUCGUCUUACACGCCCGGGUUGAAGCAUGUCCGAACGCGGUGUCACGUCCUAUCGUUCUAUCGCGCCCAAGGCAGCCAAGGAAGAUGAGGCUCGAGACCCUCCCCCGGCUCCCGAGAGUGGAAAGACACGGCGAGCGUCCACCGCGUGCCUUGAGUGCCAGCGGCUGCGAACAAGGUGCACCAUAAAAGAUACGGGAAUACCUUGCACCCAGUGCCGUGUUCACGGUCGUUCUUGCCAGGUCAAUGAGUCCAAGGACAAGCGCCGCAAGGCCGAACAAAAGCGCACCGAGGAACUCCUGAGGGUCUAUAAGAGCCUGAUAAAUGGCUUGAUGGAGACCAUACGAAUCGGAGACGGGGAGCUAACCCGGGAAGUCCUGUCUAGGAUGAGGCAGCCCACCGGGCUCAUCGAGCUUCAAGACAUCCUUAGCGAGUAUGUGACGCUCUCUGUACCUGAGGAGGAGGAGGAAGAGGAGGAGGGCGAGGACGAGGUGAUGUAUGAGCUCGAAAGCGACGAGUCCGAUGAAGAGUCAGACACCAACUCUCCCGAGACCCCGCCGAUAAACCAACAAAACCUCUAGGGUUAGCCUAAGCUCGCUAGGAAGUCGCUCGUUUCAUGCAGCAA